Molecule: messenger RNA, 2169 nt
Organism: Prorocentrum cordatum
Lineage: Eukaryota; Dinophyceae; Prorocentrales; Prorocentraceae
Source: the annotation of a GenBank genome assembly
GCUUCGGGGACCUUGAGUCCAGAAUUGCAGGCACACCUCGACCGCCUUGCACCGAUGAUCAACCGUUCGUGUCAGGAGAUACGCAGUACUGUGAAUCCAACAGAUAAGCAGAUCAAGAGCGUCGUUCACAAUAUCAUCAAUGACCUGUUGGCGUGUGGGCUCGCGUAUAAGGACACCGUUCGCUCAUGUGACUCCUUCGGGCCCCACCCCAGAAAUCGUUGGGGCGCGGGCCUGGACGCCCUGGACGUACACGUUUUGCUAGGCAAGAUCUUGAGAAUCGGAUGGAUGCAAUCGCAAACGGCAGGAGCUUUAGCUAUGGAAGUUGGCACUGGCGACCAAUUCGAGAAACAAUGGCAGUUCCAAGAGAAGCUCGUGAGCAGGAGCGACGGGAUGCUGGCGAAAUUGCACAAACAUGAUUUGCGGUACCUGACACUGGCUGGCAGCCACACCAUCGCUGGCGUCAGGGCGGUGAAGCACGGCUGCAAAACUACCUUGGACGAGUACGCUGACAGCGAGGGCAGGCUUUCAAGAGACAAAGUAGUUGCGAUGUGUAAGUCGUAUGAGCUUCCGUUAGAGAGCGGGAUGGAGUGGACGAUCGUACGGUACCAGGUUGACCUCGCUUGCCCGCUGUUCGCAGACGUAGUCCAAGAAGCUGGCAAUGCUUCGAACGACACGCGCCGGAAGACCACUGCUGUUCAGUCCCUUCUCAUGAUCCACCAGAUGGCGCAGUCGAACGUCGAUGUCCACGGUGAUCCAUGCUGGGAUGCCAUCGAGACGGACGUCGUGCGCUCGCAGAAGGUCGAGGCUGGCAACGCCACGGGGAUGUGCGCAUACGUGCGCCAGUGGUCAGGCGGUGAGAACCCAAUACUCCUCCAUGAUAUGCGGGAGUUCGCUGGCCAGCUGAGGACUCGCAGGGACGUUGAUGGCAAGACGUGGACGUUGCUGGCAUCUCUGUCGCUGACGUCAUGUCCCUUCUACGUGAACGCGCUGGCCAAGACUGCCAUGGCGGCCCCAGAGAACUACUGCACCGUCGCUUCGGCCAACGCGGACUUCGUCAAGGCCAGGGCGUUCUUGGACACCGUCAAGGGCCUGACACCUUCGCAAAAGGCGAAGCUCGUCGGCGACGCGGAGGUGCGAACUUGCAUGGUGAUCCACGGUAAGAAGAACAAGGGGAAGGUCCAGUACAAGACAGCGCAGGAGGUCUGCAGCACCUUCCUCGGCGACGUCCACGCACUUGCCCCGUGUGCUCGGUCUCUUCAGGCUCCGUGGUCUUACGUCGAGCCGACGCGCAAGCCAGGAUCAGGAGAUGGCGAGAAGCGCAGUGGCAUCCGAGAGUUUCAGGGAGCAGCAGCUGUCUUGUCGGCAGCGUCGCUGCACGAGAUGGGGUAUGUGGUCGGUGCCCUCCUCGAGAGAGCCGCUGGUGACGAUGGCAACGCGUACGCCGUCAAGGGCAUCGGCGGCGACUCGGUCGAGGUGGAGUUGAUCGCGGGCCAGAAGAAGUCCAUGCUGAAGCUCCCCCUGGGUCAGCUCGCCGACGAGUUCAAGGUUGCCAAGAAGUCGGUGGACCUCACGGUGGGCGUCGGCGGCUCCGACGGCUUCCAGAUCCAGGAGCUCUCCGAGUGCAAGGUUGAGCUCGCCAAGGCCCUGCUGCGCUGUGCCGUGCAUCACGCUUACUCUGAGCAUGAAUCGAACGUUCAGGUGUCUGUCACAUAUUCCUUGAAGCCUAAGUUGAGUGUGAAAUCGAUCACCGCUGGUAGGAAAUACGAAAAAGGAAAGUUGUGUCUAGUGCCGUUUUCGCCCAGUGUGAUCGUCACUAGCAAGCCCCAGCAAUCAGCGUUGCCAGUUGAUUUGUCUAAAUUGCUUGAGGGCACGUCUCAGUCUGCUUACCUCGGCCCGAAGGUCGAUCUCCCGCCAGCCGAUAAGCUUGACCAGCACACGUGUUUAAUUCCCUAUUGGCUUGUGCCGACCGCCACAGACAGUGAUUCGCCAAACAUGAAGAUGGAUGCCAUCAAAAUUUCGGUGUCUGCGCGAACUGGCAUGACUGGUGGCACCGACGUCGUGAUAGAACUCCCAGUGUUGACAAACACUAAGGUCAUCUCGAAGGGUUGCCCGCUGCUCCGUCCAGGCGCUAAGGCUGGCCCUGCCCCCAAGCGGUCGAAGGGCGCUUAG